AUGUCUGAUACUCCUCGCAUUGACGUCCACCACCACAUGAUCCCUCCCCAGAUUGCUGGAGUCGGAGCUGGGCUCAAAGGCAUGAAAGUUCCAACAUGGACUGUCCAGAGUGACCAAGCCUUCAACAAGAAAUACAACAUCGAGUCAGCCAUCUACUCUGUCAGCACUCCUGGAGUCACCCACAUUUCUGAUCCCGAAGAAAGUGCAAAGGUAGCUCGAGAAAUGAAUGAUUACGCCGCCAGCCUUCGCGAUGAAAACCCCACCAACGGCUUCUUUGCUACGCUUCCAUCUCUUCAGCAUACCGAUCUUGUCCUCCAGGAGAUAAGCUAUGCUUUUGAUGUGCUCAAAGCAGAUGGUGUUACCCUUUUCACCAGCUAUGCCACUCCUCAAGGAUACCUCGGACACCCUGAAUAUGUUCUUGUCUGGGAAGAGCUCAAUCGUCGCAAAGCCAUUGUAUUUGUCCAUCCCAUCAACAACGUCUCUGCUGUCUAUUUUGACGAACGACUGCCAAUGCCUGCAUUUGACUGGCCUCAUGAGACGGGGCGUACAGCCAUGGAUAUGAUCCUCAACAGACGUCUCCAGCAGUUUCCCAACGUCAAGAUCAUUCUCUCACAUGGCGGUGGAACGCUUGCUGCGCUUAUCCGACGAGCUACAAUGGUAGCUCUUCCUGAAUUCGGGGAGGUCAUGACUGCUGAGGACAUUAUCAGUCAGGCCAAGCAAUUUUAUUUUGACACGGCUCUUGCGGGAAGCCAGGAGGUGUUUCCCAUGAUUCUCAACUUUGCAGAGCCAGGGCACUUGCUUUUCGGCAGUGACUUUCCGCACGCACCUGAGGUCCUCAGCAAGGGGUUCACCCAGUUUGUCGACGGCUUUCACAUGGAUCAGAAAAAGAAGAGAGAGAUCUAUUAUAAAGCGGCUUUCAAUUUGUUCCCUAGACUUGAGAAAAGGUUCAGUGUUCAGGACUAG
Molecule: messenger RNA, 963 nt
Organism: Fusarium sp. VM40
Lineage: Eukaryota; Fungi; Ascomycota; Sordariomycetes; Hypocreales; Nectriaceae
Source: the annotation of a GenBank genome assembly